Messenger RNA from Zerene cesonia (dogface butterfly), 3951 nucleotides. Its product is annotated as longitudinals lacking protein, isoforms F/I/K/T-like. The transcript has 7 exons. Lineage: Eukaryota; Metazoa; Arthropoda; Insecta; Lepidoptera; Pieridae. The record is from RefSeq and is a predicted model, not a curated record. Bases 252 to 1952 code for a protein of 566 amino acids. Gene Ontology annotation, biological process: regulation of transcription by RNA polymerase II. Gene Ontology annotation, cellular component: nucleus. Gene Ontology annotation, molecular function: protein binding.
CGUAUUCAACUUGUACUUCAAUGGAUUUUUGUAGAGGUGCCUUUCGCUUCGCUAAACUUGCAACAUAGCAUAGUUUAGUAUUUUCAUUUCAUUCUAUCAAGAAAGCUGGCGGGUGUGCAAAGCAAUGUGUUGAUUAUGAAAACGAUUGUGUUUGAUUAAUUUUUCAGAACAAAUAUUUGUGUUAUAACGUUGUUAGAAUAGUGAAUGAUAUAGUCAAGGAGAGUGGGCGCGACGAGUGGUUCGAAAGCACAAUGGAUGAUGACCAGCAGUUCUGUUUGCGGUGGAACAAUCACCAAUCGACGUUGGUGUCUGUUUUUGACACCCUUUUAGCGAAAGGAAUUCACGUGGAUUGUACUUUGGCUGCGGAAGGAAAGACUCUCAAGGCGCAUAAAGUCGUAUUGUCCGCUUGCAGUCCCUAUUUCGAGAGUGUAUUAUCUCAACAAUAUGACAAGCAUCCAAUAAUAAUAUUAAAAGAUGUGAAGUAUGCAGAGUUGAGAGCUAUGAUGGAUUACAUGUAUAGGGGAGAAGUAAAUAUCUCCCAAGAUCAAUUGGCUGCAUUACUAAAGGCAGCAGAAUCGCUUCAGAUCAAAGGUCUAUCGGACAAUAAGCCGUCCAGACCUCCGUCGCGCCCAUCUCACUCAACCCCAAUCACACCUGCACACCCGCCCAGAGGAACUUCACCACCACCACAGGCCCGCGACGGCAGCGUGGACAGCCGCGAGGGCUCGCUGAGCCCGACGCGGCGGCGCAAGAAAGCGCGCCGCCUGUCGGGCGAGGCGCCGGCCGCGCCGCCGCUCGCCGCGCCCGAGCCGGCCGACGACGUGGCCUGCAAGGAGGAGGUGUCGCGCGACGGCGUGGAGGACCUCACCCUGGACGAGGAGGCCGGCGACCAGCCCGCGCAGCACAACGACGUCGUACGCAAUUUUCAAUGGCAUAUGGAAAGAUCUCAAGAUGAAUUAAUGAAUUCAAAUGACAGUGUCCGAGACUCGCAAGAGCUGGGCAAGGACACGCUGCCGUCGGCGCUGCUGUCGCUGCUGUCGGCGCAGCGCGCGGCGCGCCCGCCCGAGCCGGAGCCCUACCCGGAGCCCUACCCGCCGCUGUGCCUGCCGCUGCCCAAGCUGCCGCUCGACUCGCUCGACGUGAUCCCCGACUCGAUCAAGGCGCACCUGCUGCAGCGCGCCUUCCUGCAGAACAACAACCGGCCCAAAGACGACGAGUCGGACAACGAGUUCGACGACACGGACGACAUCGUGCUGCCCGAGGAGGGCGGCGCCGGGCCGCGGGCGGAGCGGGGGGAGCGGGCGGAGCGGGGCGAGCGGGCGGAGCGGGGCGAGCGGGCCAAGCGCGACAGCGGCUCGGACGACGCGAGCCGGCAGUUCGAGUGCCGGCACUGCGGCAAGCGCUACCGCUGGAAGUCGACGCUGCGGCGGCACGAGAACGUGGAGUGCGGCGGCAAGGCGCCGGCGCACCAGUGCCCGUACUGCUCGUACCGCGCCAAGCAGCGCGGCAACCUGGGCGUGCACAUCCGCAAGCACCACAACACGGAGUGGUUCGUGUACGCCAGCAGCAAGCAGUGUGGGGUUUCAGGUGGCGCGGGGGAGGAGGGCGGCUUCGGUCGGCUCGGGGGGUUGUCGUGGGAGCAGUGGUCGGCGCGCCUGGCGCUGCCGCUCGUGGCCGGCUGCGGCCUGCGCGCGCCCCCCGCCGGGCCCCCCGCCCCGCCCGGCGACAGCUUCACCUGCCCCGACUGCGGCCGCGUCUACAAGCUCAAGUCCUCGCUGCGGAACCACCAGAAGUGGGAGUGCGGCAAGGAGCCCCAGUUCCAGUGCCCCUACUGCGUCUACCGCGCCAAGCAGAAGAUGCACAUCGCGCGCCACAUGGAGCGGAUGCACCGCGAGGUGCACGUCAAGCCCGAUCAGUACAUCAAGCAGGACAACGUGGACGCCUGCAUGUAGCACGCCCGCGACCGCGCCCCGCCCGCCCCGCUCGUCCCGCGUCGCCCGAUUGUGAUAAAUGUGAUGUAAUCUCUUUGUGAUAGUGGCAUUCGGUCACGUUAGAUGUAAUCGCCAGACCGUGCGUGGAUUCCCGGCGCUCAUGAUUCCGAGUGGGUGGGUUACCCGUGCUCCCUUUUAGCGAUCGCGAGAUAGUUUAAAAGCCAGUUACAAUCUAUAACAGAACUAUUCUCGGUAGACUUCGACGAAUGCUCAAUAUUUUACGCAAUCGAUACUCAUUUAGUAGCAACCCACGCACGGUCCUCCGCAGACGUUACCCGCAGCGGUCUCCGGACCGUCUGAUACCAUAUGAAUUUAAUCUCAUGACGAAUUAUAGUAUUCGCACUGAUUGCAACCGCAGCGGUGUCCGUAACUGUUGCAUUUAUCCAGUAUAUUAAGAUAGUGAUUGUAUAGUUACGCUUUUUAUACUUUUUUAUAUAUUUUUAUGUACAGCAUUUAUUGUGUAAAAUAUCAUUCCUGUUUUGAUAGUGUACGCGUUUAGCUUUGCUAGUUCGAGAGAAAUAGUUAAAGUUGUUACCAUUGCAGUUACUAAAAUUAGAUAUCUAAAUGAUGGUACACGAUCAGUACUGUAAGCUCGCUUCGAUUGACAGAGAUUAACGUUUAAGUUUGUUACGAAAUCAUGAACUGUGGUUAAGUAAACCUAUAUUAUAUUUCGUGUAUAGUAAUAUGUUAGAUGAUAUUAAAAUGAAGCUAUUUUCGCUUUUAAGCAGUCUAGGUCUUUGCCAUAAUGCAUGUUCCAUUAUUUUUGUAAUACUCAUAAGUUAAAUGGUUUUGAUUCGAUUAUUUUUAGAUCUCUUUACUUGUAAUGCAUUUAUUUUAUGUACUAGGACAUUCGCAGUUGUAAGUCGAAUUAAUUGUAAGUUCCUGGAAACGAAUGUUAUCAAAUUGUUAUAUUUGGGGCCAAUUAUUGUUAGAUUUAGGUUUGACCAGAACGAGUGCCUUAUCGUUGAAUCAUGUACAAUGUACUCUGCCUUUAUGGGGUGCAUCUAGCCGAGCACAAAUCGUAUUUGGACGUUCAAAAUAAUCUUCCACGUAGUUAUAAGUAUUUUAUGUAUUACCACGUAGCGAUAAUAAGUAUUCGGCCCCAGGAUUGACGAUGUCAUUCGACAUGACGGUAGUUUACAAACAAAAAGGCGCGAACGAUAUUGUCAAUACUGGGCCGUUUAAAAUAACCGUUUCGAGUUACCAUCGUACAAUCAAUAUGUAGAGCUCAAUAAGUACAACAGUCAUACAGAUACCCUAAGUGCCUUCGAAAAUUAGUCAUUAGGAAUUAAAGUUUUUAAUAAGUUCACAAAUCAAUAAAUCAUUCAAAAUAACUAGGUUGUGAUAUUAUACAAUUGAAGUUGAAUAGACUAGCUGUGAUAGGGGCGUGUCAAAUGAAAUGAGGCUCAGGGCCGAUUCCAUGGCGCAUGGCAUAUCUCGACCCAAGUGAUUUCAGAACGAACCUAGUUUCAAAAUUACUACCUAUAGUAUUUACAUAAACGAGACAAUAAGUUUACAGUGAUUUUAUUGCAUUUGAUUGUAUUUUUAUAACCUUUUUUGUAUUUUAAAAUAAAGUUGCUAUUCUUGAUAUAUUUUAGUUUUAAUUUUACUUCGUUUUACAAUUAACUUUAGGAUGAGUAUCUAUUUUUUAAUUCUAACGGUGCCUAACAUUUCUUGGUAUACUAACAUUGCAUGUUCUUCUAAUAUACCUUUGUCCAUAUUUAAAAUGGAUGGAAGCAUGGAGGUAUUCCAUUUUAAAUGUACGUUCUCUUUUAUAUCGGUAUCGUAGGUUGCAUGAUGAAAACACCUUAAUUAGGUAGAGGUCGUAGCCGUAGAUGAAUUUUAAAUAUUUAAUGAGGCGCAAAUUAAUGGGAGACAUGGUGCAUUAUUAUCUUAUGCUUAUGGUAGCACAUCCCGUACGGUGGCUUUGCUUCACAGGUGGUAGCUUAUUAUUUGCACG